GCCGCUGGCCCCGCCUCUAUCCGCUGUCCCGUCCGCGCCGGCCGGCACUUCCCCCCCGCGCGGAGCCGCCGCCAUGAAGUGUCACUACGAGGUGCUGGGAGUGAAGCGCGACGCCGCCGAGGAGGAUCUGAAGCGGGCGUACCGCCGGCUGGCGCUGCGCUGGCACCCGGAUAAAAACCUCGAGAACGCGGAGGAAGCGGCAGAGCAGUUCAAGUUAAUCCAGGCAGCGUACGACGUCCUCAGCGACCCCCAGGAAAGAGCCUGGUAUGAUAAUCACAGGGAGGCUUUGUUGAGAGGAGGAGUUGAUGGAGACUAUCAAGACGAUAGUUUAGAUCUGCUGCGCUACUUCACUGUUAGCUGUUACUCUGGCUAUGGAGAUGAUGAGAAGGGAUUCUUUACAGUCUAUCGAGAAGUUUUUGAAAAGAUUGCAAAAGAAGAGGUGGAAUAUAUGACCCGUGAAGAUAUUGAAGAGUUCCCUAUGUUUGGCAAUUCCCAAAGUGACUAUGAUACGGUAGUCCACCCUUUCUAUGCAUAUUGGCAGAGUUUCUGUACUCAGAAGAACUUUGCUUGGAAAGAAGAGUAUGACACACGACAAGCCUCAAACCGCUGGGAGAAACGAGCUAUGGAGAAAGAGAACAAGAAAAAGAGAGAUAAAGCCAGGAAAGAGAGGAACGAACUGAUCCGUCAGCUAGUAGCCUUUAUUCGUAAAAGGGAUAAAAGAGUACAAGCUCAUAGAAAACUUGUGGAAGAACAAAAUGCAGAAAAAACUAGAAAAUCAGAGGAAUUUCGGAGGCAGCAGAAGCUCAAACAAGCCAAGCUGGCUGAGCAAUAUAAAGAGCAAAGCUGGAUAACUAUGUCAGAUCUGGAGAAGGAGUUGCAAGAGAUGGAAGCACAAUAUGAAAAGGAAUUUGGAGAUGGAUCAAAUGAUGAGGAGGAAUUAGAAGAACAGGAGACAAAAGGCAUCGAAGAUAAACUGAAUGACGAAAUUGAGGAAGCUGAAUUUGUUGAUGAUCUGUACUGCCCUGCUUGUGACAAGUUGUUAAAAACUGAGAAAGCCAUGAAGAAUCAUGAAAAGUCAAAGAAGCAUCGAGAGAUGGUGGCACUGUUACGACAACAACUGGAAGAAGAAGGGAAAUUUACUGUGUCUUUGGAUGAUGCUUGUGAAAUACAUACCAAAGAGGAAGAAACAGAAGACAUGCCGAAGCAGAAGCUUUCAAAGAAGCAGAGGAAGAAACAGAAAACAUUGGUGACUUAUGAGGACUCUCUUGAUAAAAGUUCUGAUGAAGAAACAGUUGAACAAAAGGAGGUGCACAAUGUGGACAAGGACAGUGGCUCAGCAGAGGAGUUGGUAAAUGAUGGCCAAAGAUGCGCUGUGUCAGAGGACGCAAGUGCUACAGAAGAUGUCAGCCAAGUGGAUGAAGCAAGAAGUGAAGCUAAAAGCAGUACUAAGCCCAAAGGGAAGAAAGCCAAGGAAGCAAAAAAGUCUGCUAAGGCAUCUUCAGAGCACCCAACAACAAAUGAAGUUCCUAUCCACUGUGUCACCUGCAACUGUGCAUUUCCAUCCCGAAAUAAAUUGUUUGAACACCUGAAAGCCACAGGACAUGCAAAAGCCACACAAGCAGCAGCUGUAAAUGGAGCUGUAAACACCAGAAACAAAAAAGAGAAACGUAAAACCAGAUAGAACUUUGCUAAAGUGGCAGUCUACAGAAUCAUACAUGAAUGCUGUCCCGGAGCAGAGAGGUGAACAUUGAUUGUGUCUGGAGUUGAACGGAGAAGGCAAGUCCUAAUUUUGGGGAAAAAAAAAAAAGGAAGAUGAGACAUAAA
Messenger RNA from Melopsittacus undulatus (budgerigar), 1824 nucleotides. It is a transcript of the gene DNAJC21, whose product is annotated as DnaJ heat shock protein family (Hsp40) member C21. Lineage: Eukaryota; Metazoa; Chordata; Aves; Psittaciformes; Psittaculidae. Gene Ontology annotation, cellular component: cytoplasm. The coding region runs from base 74 to 1681 and encodes 535 amino acids. The transcript is spliced from 12 exons. The record is from RefSeq and is a predicted model, not a curated record. Gene Ontology annotation, molecular function: nucleic acid binding; zinc ion binding.